CCUUGACGCGUUGACGACAUUCGCCUAACCCAGGGAUUUAAAAAGUGUCGACGCCCGUGGAUCUGCGUUUCAAUCAAUCCUGCCCCGAAAGACGACAGUGGCGCGGCGAUUGAAUUGUCUACCUUAAAGCUUAUGCACGCAUGCCGCCGCCAUCGUCGGCCUCUCGCUCGCGAUGAAGAGCAUGAGAGGCCUCUUACACACGACCAGCCUGCAAGAAGCUGAAGAGCGACGGCGAGCUUCCCAUGGCCCAGUGUCUCUUGCGGGCCAGAAGCGAAGCUGGUCAAGCAAUGAUGGCGGCCAAAGUGAGCGGGCGCCCGUGUCACACGGCCUCGUUCAGUUCCAACGCGCUGCAAGCCUCCCUGCGGCUCCAACCCGCCUGUCCGCGAGCAGCAUCGUGAGUGCGCGGAGGCAGACCGGCACGUCUGAAUACUCCCAGCGAAAGCUGUUAGCAGCCACGCCGACCUCGUCCCGGGAUCCGGAGCUGGACCUCUCCCAUCGCACAUACGAUCUGCCAUCCCAGCUUGUCGGCAACCUUGCCUCUCUAGGUAUCAAACAGAUUUACCCAUGGCAAAAGAAUUGUCUGAAAGGCCCCGGGCUUUUGGACGGAGAGAGGAACCUAGUAUACUGCGCCCCAACUGGCGGAGGCAAAUCGCUGGUCGCAGACUGUAAGCCGUAGACGUUUGGCCAGACGAGAG
Molecule: messenger RNA, 695 nt
Organism: Purpureocillium takamizusanense
Lineage: Eukaryota; Fungi; Ascomycota; Sordariomycetes; Hypocreales; Ophiocordycipitaceae
Product: DNA-directed DNA polymerase
Exons: 1
Coding region: 173-676 (167 amino acids)
Source: RefSeq, a predicted model, not a curated record